AUGUGGGAGAGACUAAGUUUAAAGCGACAAUACAAAGAUGAAGGAGAUGAUGGUAUCAAGAAGAGCGCAGUCCAAUUGCGAAGAAUGUCAGUGAUCACCUUACAAGGUAUACUAUGCACAACUAAGCAGGCUGUUGACAAAAGCAAAAGUGCCGAUUUUCAGGUUCUUCCACUUCUGCUAGCUGGAUUCGCAACCUAUCAAUUGGAUCGAACCAACAUCUCCAGCGCGCUGACAGGUGGACUAGCAUCUGCCAUCUCGGUGGACCAAAAUACAAUCAAUCUGGGGAAUCAAUUCAUGUACAUUGGAGUGAUUGUACUUGAAAUCCCAUCAAAUAUAGUUCUGCACAAGAUUGGUCCCCGCUGGUGGAUUGGCGGCCAAGUGUUUAUAUUCGGCGUUAUCGCCGCCCUGCAGAUUUUCAUCCGGAAUAAAACUGGCUUUCUUCUCACAAGAGCCCUUCUAGGGCUUGCGGAAGCGGGAUAUAUUCCUGGGGCAAUGUUCACUCUGUCAACAUGGUACACGAGAGAAGAGAUCACCAAGCGCAUUGCGAUCUUCUUUUUUGGGAUGUUCGGUGGCACCGCAGUCUCGCCAUUAUUAGGAGCAGGACUGUUGAGGCUAGAUGGCAGAGGUGGAAUUUCUGGAUGGCAAUGGAUCUUCUUGGUGGAGGGGAUUUGGUCAGUGACCAUCUCUCUAAUGCUUAUGAUUCUUCUUCCAGAGAGAAAUAAGUAUCAAUCAGUAUCGGAAAUUGAAAAAAUUGACUCACAAGAGACUCAAGACGCGCAACGCACGACUGGUCAACGGAUCCCGUUGACGAUUGUCUGGCAAACGUUGACAAAUGUCUACAAAUGGCCGCAUUUUCUUGCAACAGCUUGUGUGUUUGCUACCUGGUGCCCUCUUACAACGUAUACGCCGAGCAUCAUUAUGUCCUUGGGGUUUACAAGGGUUCAAGCUAAUGCACUGGCUGCGAUUGGGUACUUGAUGACUCUACCCGUUGUAUUGUUCUUCGCCUGGCUGAGCGACAAAACGAAAAAGCGUGGCUUUAUGGUCAUGAUUGCCAUUGCAGCAUACCUAGUUGCGCUUGUUGUUCUUAGACUCGUGCAGCCCCUUGUCGGCCGAUGGAGUAAAUUCGGACUCUGGACAACCGUGAAUGGCCUAGCCGUGGGAUAUCAUCCAAUACACAAUGCAUGGAUCCAGAUGAACUGUCAGAGCCCCGAAGAACGAAGUAUUGCAGUUGCAAUGUUUGUCAUGACGGCCACUAGUGGCCUUAUGGCUGGCACUCAAAUAUUUCGCCAAGGUGAAUCAUCGGAGCUAUACCCAAAGGGAAUCAUUAUAAUGAUUGCGCUAGUUCUGGCAGGACUUCUGUUGACGGGACUCCAGGAGCUCAUAUACUUCAUCCAGAAUCGGAACACACGGAAGCGAUCUGACUCUGGACAGCUUAAUAUACUCUGA
Messenger RNA from Penicillium longicatenatum, 1446 nucleotides. RefSeq lists its product as uncharacterized. Gene Ontology annotation, cellular component: membrane. The coding region runs from base 1 to 1446 and encodes 481 amino acids. The record is from RefSeq and is a predicted model, not a curated record. The transcript has 5 exons. Gene Ontology annotation, biological process: transmembrane transport. Lineage: Eukaryota; Fungi; Ascomycota; Eurotiomycetes; Eurotiales; Aspergillaceae. Gene Ontology annotation, molecular function: transmembrane transporter activity.